AUGCAAGUGCCGGAGCAGGACCUGAUGAGCCCUGGCGGCGCUUCGUCGUCGCUGUUGUUCCCCACCUCCUCGCUGCCACGCGAGGGUCGGAUGAUCACCGUGCUGAGCAUCGACGGCGGCGGCGUGCGCGGGAUCAUCCCCGGCACCAUCCUCGCUUUCCUCGAACAAAAACUCCAGGAGAUUGAUGGGUCGCCGGACGCGAGGAUCGCGGAUUACUUCGACGUGGUCGCCGGAACGAGCACCGGUGGUCUGGUGGCCACCAUGCUCACCGCGCCCAACACCCAGCGCCGCCCGCUCUACGCCGCCAAGGACAUCAAUAAAUUUUACCUCGAGCACUGCCCGAAUAUCUUCCCUGCCGUCUGCAAAGGGCUGGGCUUAUUCAAGAGCAUGAUGGGACCCAAGUACAGUGGCCAGCACCUGCACUCAAUCCUGAAGAAGCAGCUCGGUGACACACGAAUCAGUCAGACACUCAAGAGCAUCGUCAUCCCCACUUUCGACAUCAAGCUCCUUCAACCUAUCAUCUUCUCAACCUACGACGCCAAGAAGGAUGUCUCCAAGGAUGCUCUUCUGUCGGAUGUCUGCAUCAGCACGUCCGCCGCUCCAACCUACCUCCCCGGGCACCAUUUCAAGACCAAGGACAAAGACGGCAAGACCCGGGCCUUUAACCUCAUCGACGGGGGUGUCGCAGCCAACAAUCCGACCCUUGUGGCGAUCACCCACGUAAGCAAGCAGAUCAUAAAGAAGAAACAGAAUCUCGGUAAGUUCAUGGUCCUCUCGCUGGGCACUGGCACCGCCAAGGUCAAAGAGAACUUCGACGCUGCCGAGUGCAGCAAGUGGGGCCUUCUCGGGUGGCUCUAUAACGGGGGCACCACGCCGAUCAUCGACAGCUUCUGCCAGGCCAGCGCCGACCUCGUCGAUAUCCAGGCAUCCGUGCUUUUCGAGGCGCUACAGUGCGACAUGCACUACUUGCGGAUCCAGGAUGAGCUCCCGGGCGAAACGGCCUCCGUGGACGUGUCCACGACAGAGAACCUCAAAAGGCUCAUUGAUGUUGGCAAGGCAUUGCUGAAGAAGCAGGCGUGCAAGGUGGACAUCGAGACAGGCAAGAACAAGGACGACCUAGAGAGGGGCACCAACGAGGAAGAACUUACCCAUUUCGCCCGCAUGUUGUCGCACGAGCGCAAAGCCAGACUUGGGGAGGCGGGUCUCAAAACUUAG
Triticum turgidum subsp. durum (durum wheat) is the source of this 1215-nucleotide messenger RNA. The record is from the annotation of a GenBank genome assembly. Lineage: Eukaryota; Viridiplantae; Streptophyta; Magnoliopsida; Poales; Poaceae.